Adineta steineri is the source of this 2295-nucleotide messenger RNA. NCBI's taxonomy places the organism in Eukaryota, Metazoa, Rotifera, Eurotatoria, Adinetida, Adinetidae. The record is from the annotation of a GenBank genome assembly.
AUGAAUAAUAAUGAUGAUGGUCAUAGUUAUGAAGGUUUACUAUUAACAUCAACUACAUCGAAUAAACGUUCAUUAACAAAUCAUUUUGUUGAUUGUGUAAAAAAAACGAAAUAUUUCGUACCUUGUACAAUAUUAUCUCCAUCAAAAACAACAAUUAUUGAUCAACAAUCCUUUAAAGAAAAUCCUUCAUCUUCAUUAAAAAAACCUCUUGAACAACAACAGCAACCACCAAAACGAGGUUCGUUAUGUAUUGCAUAUUCAAUCUCAAAUGAUGAUCAAAUCGAUAAUUUAAUACUAAUAUUACACGUAUUACGAGCUCGACAAUUAUCAAUUCAAGAUUCUGAUAAAAUCAAUACAUUUGUUAAAGUUACAUAUCCUAAUCAAUUCGAGCAAUGUUCAAAAAUUAUUCAUGGAACUAAUUCGCCUGUCUAUGAUGAAAAAUUUCAUAUACCUUUAAAUAAAACAAAUUUAUCAACAACAACAUCGAAACGUUUGACAAUCUCUGUUUAUAAUCAAUCGAUAUCAAAUAAAAAAAGUGACUUAAUCGGAUGUAUGUCAUUUAAUAUGAAGACUCUUCUUAAAACAACUAGUUGUACAAAGAAUUCAUCGAAAUCGAAAUGGUAUUGUUUAUUACCAGAAUCAAUUGGAAGACAUAAACGUAUGGCAUUAAAUAUAGAAAAUACAUCAUCACAAAAUAAGAAAACAACAAUAAAAGAAAAUUCGAAUAAUCAAUCGAAUGGAUUUUUAUUAAAUGUUGAUAUCUAUGAUCGGGAUGAAAUUCAUUUUUCAUCGGGAUUUCCAUGUACAAUAAGUGAAGUUAAAUCAGCUAUUGGUUCUUCAUGUACACGACCAAUGAUAGGUGAUAUACUUCUCAAAAUAAAUGAUAUAAAUGUAUCAAGAACACAAGCUAAAGCUGUUAAAAAAUUAUUAAGAAGUUUACCAUUACCCAUAACUCUUCAAUUAUAUCGUCGUUUUAAUUCCUCGACAACAACAAAUAAAAUUGUUUUAAAUUCUGUUGAUCAACAUGAACCAUUAAAACGAAAUUUAUGUACAAAUGUAUUACCUGAGAAACCAUACAAAACAAAUUAUUCUCAAUCAUUACUUAUGUCACCAAUUAAUCGAAAACUAUCUGAAUCACAAAGUGAUGGAAGUGAAUCAGGUGUUGGAUCAGAAAGUAAUCCUUAUUCUGAUGGUGAUCAAGAUAAUCGAUUAAAAAUUAUAUCCGAAGCUUACGAACGUGAUGUUUUACAUUUAAUUAAUAUUGAAAAAGAUUUUAUACAUCAAAUUGAACUUGGUGUUCAAUUAUAUUCUCGUCCAUUGAAACAUUAUUUAAUUUCAUCAAAUGAACAUGCGAAAUUAUUUCAAAAUAUUGAAAAAAUCUUAGCUAUAUCACGUUAUCAAUUAAGUCGUUUACAAACUUUAACAGAAAGUAUUAUUAUUGGUUGUAUUGGUAAAAUAUUUCAUGAGAAAAUUCAAUUAAUAUGUGAAGCAUUUACACGGUAUAAAUCGGGUUAUUCAGAUGCAUGUUUACAAUUAAAACAACUAAAAAAAUGUGCUAGUUUUCAAAGAUUUAUACAAGGAAAUAAUACAAAUCUUUCUAUUGAACAGUUCUUACAAAUACCUUUAAAUCAUAUCGAUAAUCUUGCGAAUCAAUUAGAUAUAUUAUGUUGUACAUGUGAAAAUGCUAGUGAUUCAAAUUAUCUUCUACAUGUUCUUAAAGAAUUACGUCAAUGUUCAUUACAUAUGUCAUCAACAUCAUCAUCAUCAUCAACAUCAACAUCGACAAGUCAAAAUCAUUGUACAACAACAAUGUCAUUGAACAGUGUCAGUGGAACAUCAUCAUUAAUGAAUAAUACAGAAGAUAGUGAUAUUAUUGAAUUACAAAAUCGUCUUCAAUUUACAAAAAAUAUUCAAUCUGUUGUACUUACGGGUCGAAAUCGACAUGUUAUUUUUUCUGGUGUACUUCUAUUACAAAAUGAGAAUAAAAAUUAUAUUGAGACAUGGACUGUUCUAUUAAAUGACAUGCUUUUAUUUACACAACGAAAUGCAAUUGAUACACGAUUGACCUUAGUUUGUAAUGCAAUUUAUUUAAAUGAUAUUGUCGAUUUUCGAUCAAGUGAUGAACGACAAGAUGCAUUGAUAUUUCUUUCAAAUAAACCGAAUAUGCCAUAUAAAAUUCGUUAUCCAAGUCAAUGUUUACAAUAUGCAUGGCAAACAAUACUUGAGCAACGUCUUAAAACAUGGCAACGAUCAAUUCAUGAUGAAUCAUCAUCAGCUGAUUCAGAUCUUGAAUAA